AUGAUCCAGCUCAGGGUGCUAAAUGUGAUAGGAGCCAAGAACUGGGACAUGAGCCAUCUACGGGGACGGCUUCCUAACAUUCGCAAGCUUAGGGUUACAAAGUCCAUGUGCUACUUCAACAACAACAUGUUCUCAGAGAUGGGAAACAUAGAGCUUCUUGAUUUUUCGGGAAAUACCAUCAGCCGAGGCAUGACAAGCUUAUCUGGGCCAGCAAACAGUAGUAGCCUUAAGACUGUCACUAUUGAUGGAUGUGAUGGCUUAGAAAUUAUCUCUUUCAGGAACUGCAAAGAACUGAAGAACCUUUUCUUGACAGGAUCGUUCGGGAGUCUCGAGGAACUGGAUCUGUCAGGCACAAAAGUAAAAACUCUCGACCUUGGAGGAGUAGAAUCCACACACCCCGAGCGGAUCAUCUUGCUGGGCUGCGAGAAGCUCCGUGCAAUAUUAUGGCCAGAGAGUGUAAUAAAAGAGGAAAAAGGGCAGUAUGUGCUGCGGAUUGACACUACCUCAACAUCAGCAUCAACUGAUGGAGGGGAAUCAACACAUGCACAUCCACACUGUGAUCAAUCCCUCCAGCAGCAGAAAGAAAAACUGUUUAAGGAUGGAUGGCAGAUCUCUUUCAUGGAUGCAAGGAUCCUUAGGCCGCUUUCUCCUGGUUUUGCAACCUUACAUCUUGAUAUCUAUUCUCCAGCUAUUCUUGGUGGUUGCGUACAAGGAACAAGCAGUGAUGAACUAGUGCAAGUCCAACCGCAUACAAGUACCAUAAUGGACUCCGAGUACAGAGACGCCGCGAAGGAUGGCCCAGUUGAAGUGAUGAUAAUGUGGGAGUGCCCUGGGAUAAGUACUCGAUGGUGGGACUCACGCAGAACUUGUAUCAUAAAGGUGAUCAUGCACGGGCAGAGCAACAAGCUCUUGGAUGAUGCUCCAAGUGCUAGUAGUAGUGCUUUAUUUUUCCCUAAUUUUAUAUAUGAAGAGGCUACAUCGCUGCACGUUUAUGAUAACUCCUCCAUCACGGUAUCUCCCCAUGGAGUAGGAUGGAAGGCUCUCAGGUGGUGCCGGGUCGAGAGGUGCCCCAAGUUGCACACAGUCUUCCCUAUUCCGUGGGGCAGUCGUUCGGAUUACUUUUAUCAUCUGGAGACCUUCUGGGCGUCCCAACUCCUCUCUGAUGCUACAUCUGGAACAUGCCAAUUAAUAAAACUGCUCCAAGCCUGAGGUUCUUGCACC
Molecule: messenger RNA, 1221 nt
Organism: Lolium perenne
Lineage: Eukaryota; Viridiplantae; Streptophyta; Magnoliopsida; Poales; Poaceae
Source: RefSeq, a predicted model, not a curated record